Messenger RNA from Brachypodium distachyon (stiff brome), 1700 nucleotides. RefSeq lists its product as uncharacterized. Lineage: Eukaryota; Viridiplantae; Streptophyta; Magnoliopsida; Poales; Poaceae. The transcript is spliced from 2 exons. Bases 130 to 1407 code for a protein of 425 amino acids. The record is from RefSeq and is a predicted model, not a curated record.
CGUCCCCGUCUUGCGUCUUCCCCUCCGAGAAGCCGAGAAGGGGAUCCUUGGUCCAAGGAAGCCUCGCCUCUACUCGACACCUACUUCUCGCCAAACCGGCCAACGACCCUUCUGGAUCCUUCCGCCACCAUGGCUUCCUCGGCCCUGCCCUUCCUCCUCCUCCUCUUCCUGCUCCUCGCCCUAACCCCCUCUCCCUCGCGUUCCGCCUCGCUCUCCCUGCUUGGCGCUUCCUCGAACGCCUCUGCCUACGUCUUCGCAGAGAGCGACCCGAUCUCCGCCCUGGAUCCUACCUUCCUCGACGAGGUCAUUGACGUCGUCUCGGAGAAGUACGACUGGGAUCCCGAUGCGGAAGUCCGGGUCUGGCCGCUCGACCCCGAUGCGGCACUGGUCGGCGCCGCGCAGCGCUACGAACUCCGCGCCCGGGCGGGCUCGUCGGUGGCGCUGGUGCGUCUCUCCGACGAGAGCGUGAAGUGGAGGCGCCCCGACGCGCAGGCGGUGGAUGAGGUGCAUGGCCCCGACGGAGUCGACAUCGUCGCGGGCGAUGGCGCCGAGGGGUUCCGCCCGGGCGUGAGGGACGUUGACAUGGUUGGGCCGGUGGAGGUGAGGGUCGCCGGUGGCGCGGACGGAGAGCUCCAGUUGCCGACGUUGAAUGCCGCGUAUACAGGACUGAGGAGGGUACUUGUUGGUGCUGGCAUUGCAUUAAAGAUUACUGGUGCGCAGAAAGUUCAAUUCAGCCAUCCUCACAGCAUAGGUCUUUUGGCAAAUGGAAGCUUAUUGGCUAGUCACAAGGGACUAAGCCAGAUCUUGCCUCUUAGCCGCUCAACAUGUGCUCCAAUUCUUCAUGUAAGUGUUUUAGGGUCAGUUAUAAUGGUCGCACAUGAAAUUGACGUCUCUGGAGGCGCCAUGAGACCUUCUUUGAGUUCUCAUGACACUAUGGAGUUAUUAUCAGACAAGUUUGAAGUGGACAUGUCAGAUCGGUUGAUAUCAGCAUGCGUGUUCUGCGCAAUUAGCCCAAGACUGCCAAAGCUUGAGAAACUCCUGAAGACUUGGUUUAGCAAGAGGAAUGAGUUCAAUAGAUCAAUGAACUUCAUUGAAGCCAAAGUGUCAUCAAUACCUUUGGUCAAAUUCCGUUUGGAGCUUGAGAGGGACAUUACUGAAGAGGAUGGCAUCUGGGAAGAUGUACCAGAGUGGAAAACUUUACCUGUGGUCCAGCGAGUCAUGCUUGACAUUAUUGCUAGGGUGGAAGAAGAGGGAAGACUGAAGGCUAUGUCAGUGAAGAAGGUUAGGAAACCUUUUCCAAUAGUGGAUGCUACCUCUUGGAGCAGCUUGACUUCGAACGUUUCCUUCACCGACUUCAUGUCUUUUGUUCUGCCGCCUGAUCCGUUAUCACUGGAUGUUAAGUGGUGACAGCUUUUCUUGCUAUCUUCUGAUAGGAUAGGGCUGAUAGUAAAUUGCACAUAUACAUCAAUUUUGUGUAUAAUUUGACUGGGCCAGAAUCCGGAAGCGUACCUGGAAAUGGGGUUUGCCUGCAACACGAUGCUGAGAUUUUGUAUUGCUCUGUCUUUCAUAUGGACCAUGCUGGAUUGCUGGGUUGAUCAAUUGUAUAUAUCUGUAUGUUUUUACGACACUUCUGUAUAAUGUGGCAACGAACAUUCUGUGUAGAGGAAUAUAUGUUCACACGGGGAAAAUUUGACAGAUGA